Lampris incognitus (smalleye Pacific opah) is the source of this 2809-nucleotide messenger RNA. It is a transcript of the gene pnn, whose product is annotated as pinin, desmosome associated protein. The transcript is spliced from 9 exons. The record is from RefSeq and is a predicted model, not a curated record. Lineage: Eukaryota; Metazoa; Chordata; Actinopteri; Lampriformes; Lampridae. Gene Ontology annotation, cellular component: catalytic step 2 spliceosome. The coding region runs from base 28 to 2094 and encodes 688 amino acids.
GGGCCGUGGGUGCGCCGUGGACGAAAGAUGGCGGUGGCUGUGCGGAACUUGCAAGAUCAGCUCGAGAAGGCGAAGGAGAGCUUGAGAAAUGUCGACGAUAAUAUUCGCAAACUUACCGGCCGCGAUCCCAAUGAGUCGAGACCGGGCCAACUUCGUCGGCUCAGUGGCCCCAUGGCAGGCAUUGGGGGAGGUAGAGGCAGAGGAGUCAACCUGCUCAGACGCGGUCUCUCAGAUAUAGGAAGUGGUGGCCCCCCUGCAAAACAGAGGGACAUUGAAGGGGCUCUGCUAAGACUGGCUGGUGACCAGAGAGCCAGGAGAGACUUGCGUCACGACAGCGACGUCGAGGAUGAUGACGAUGUCAAAAAGCCGGCGUUGCAGUCGUCUGUGGUAGCUACCUCCAAGGAGAGAACACGCCGAGACCUCAUCCAAGAUCAGACCAUGGAUGAGAAAGGCAAACAGAGGAAUCGGCGUAUGUUUGGCCUGCUGAUGGGGACCUUGCAGAAGUUCAAACAGGAGUCCAACGUCGCUACCGAGAAGCAAAAGCGACGUUGUGAGAUUGAGCACAAGCUGGAGGUGCAGGCUGAGGCAGAGAGAAAGAAAGUGGAGAGUGAGAGGCGAGAGCUUUUUGAGGAGCGGAGAGCCAAACAGACGGAGCUGAGACUUCUGGAACAGAAAGUAGAACUCGCUCAACUGCAAGAGGAGUGGAACAGCCACAACAAUCACCUAGUUAAAUACAUCCGUACAAAGACAAAACCUCAUAUCUUCUACCUGCCUGGAAAGAUGUGCUCCGCUACGCAGAAACUCCUCGAAGACUCCACCAAGAAACUUGAUGCUAUUUUUGAUGAGAGGCGCGAGGCUUUUGCCGAGCACCUCAGCAAAAUGGAGUCCCGCCCCCGGCGACAACUAAACCGCGACCCGGAUGCUGGUGCCGUGGCAACGAUGACGGACCAGCCAGCAGAUGGUAAGCCCGCAGGUCAGGUAGUCAAAGUGACAGGUAACCGGGGUGAUUUAGAAAUGGAGGAGGAAGAAGAGGAGGAGGAGGAGGAUAGGGAAAGGGAAGGGGAUAGAAAGGAGAAAGGGAAGGGUGAGGAGAAGGAGGGAGGGGAGCAGGAGGGGUUAAAGGAAGGAGAAAAGGGAGAGGAGGAGGAGGAGGAAGAGGUUAUGGAGGUCAGUGAGCAGGGGAGUGAGGAAAAGGAAGGGGAGGAGGUGAAGAGCCAGGACAAAGGAGAGAAGGGGGAGAAUGAGGUGAGUCUAGACUCUGUAGAGGUUGAGAAAGAGGGAGGGCGAGACCAGGGAGAGCCCAGUAAAGCAGAGGAGAGUCAGGCAGAGGAGGUCCAGGACUCCACAGACCUUCAGAAGGAAACCCCACCCAACCUCGAGCCCUCAUAUACAACACUACCUGAGCCGGACGCACAGGGAACCAACCACCAACCCCAGCCCACCCUGCUGCCGCGAGAGCCUGCCGAGGAGCAGGGAGCCUCUCCAACCCCAGAACUUCACCCGGUCCUCCCCUUGCCUGGGAAGGAGACAACCGACCCUGACCCCAGUCUGGCCCCAGGGCCGGAGGUUGAGAAUAAGGAUGCAGAAGGAAAAUCGGAGAGUGGGGGGCCUCAAAAUCUCCAACCCAAACCCCAAGAGGCCCCCAGCGUUGUCCCUGUUCCCAAGGCACAGCAGGUGGAGGAGACAGCGGUGAAACGAGGGAGGAAGAAGGAGAAAGCACUGAGGAAGGGCCGCAGCAACAGCUCGUCCUCUUCCUCUUCUGGCUCCUCUUCCUCCAGCGGGUCGUCCUCCUCGUCCUCUGGAUCCAGCCGCUCCUCCUCAUCGUCCUCGUCCUCGUCUUCCUCCUCUUCGUCCAGCAGCCGCAGUCGCAGCCGGGGUAGUGGUGGCAAGCGCCGGAGGAGACCCUCCGAAAGGGACAGGAAGAAAGGUGGAGGAGGUGAGAGGAAUCGUCACAAGAGAGUGGCGAGCGGGGUAGGGAGGGAUUCGAAGGGGUCAAAGGAUAAGCGGAAGCGGCGGAGCGAAGAGGGGAGGGGCCGGUCAUCCAAGAGUAAUAGGGACCAUAAGGAGAGAGACAGGAAGGAUAAGCGGCGUUAACUUGGGGUUCCUUCCGGUCGGUUUGGACCCUUCAUCACAGAUCUUUUGAAAAUGAGCGGUUACCUCUUAAAAAAAAGAAGAAAAAAAAAACCAUGGCUUUUCCCACAUCAGGGUUUGCUCAAGUAAAGUUGAUGAGGUUUUCUUAAUAUGGAAACCCAUAAAGGAAGGUUUGCAAAAAAAAAUAUGAAAGAAAGAUGUUUUACAGGUACCCCCCCCCCUCCUAAAAAAUAGUGGUGGUUUCCAUCAAAGUGAGACUCGCCAUCCUAACUUUCCCUGAGCCUUUUCCCCCGCAGACCAUGUGGAAGAUUGAAAGAGGAUAUUUCAUACUUGGCAUUUUUAUAGAUAUGACAUUUUAACUGCAAAUUGCGCUUGAGUUUAGGGCUUUUUAAUUUUCCAGGGCCGUCCUGGAAUCUUAGAGCCGUUUUUCUCCAUUUUUUUUUUUACCUCUUUCAUCCCGGGCUCAGUGUUGUUGUUGCCCCCCCCCCCCCCGUCCCGUUCAUCAGCUGCCGGGGUCGUUGCUUGUUGUGACACAGUGCUCAUCAUCGACGUAGUUGUGUUUUUAGUCAAUGUUUCAGUCGAGGUUUUCACAAUUGAAACUUGCAUCACCUGGGUAAAACGUAUUGUGCAGAUAUACUCUUUUGAAAACUAUGUUUGUAAUUUUUUUUCCUUUUCUACCGAGAGUAAAAAAUCAGCUGAAAAUAAAAGGUGAGGAAAU